Molecule: messenger RNA, 1026 nt
Organism: Ceratitis capitata (Mediterranean fruit fly)
Lineage: Eukaryota; Metazoa; Arthropoda; Insecta; Diptera; Tephritidae
Product: Protein PF14-0175
Exons: 2
Coding region: 218-955 (245 amino acids)
Source: RefSeq, a predicted model, not a curated record
AAUUGUUUUUAAAAAUUGUGAACAAACAACAAAAACAACAACAAACUCAACGUUGGAAGAUAUCGAACAUCCUACAAGAGAGGAACAACAACAAAGAUCUGCAGCACCAGCAUAAGGAAAUCCCCUACACACACACACAUACACACAAGGAAGCAGACCCACAUACCUACAACGGAAAAGGGAAGUAAAAAGGGCUACCAAGUAACGAAGGACAACAAUGGCAACGCGAAGUGCAGUUCCUCUUCCACCGACCGCAGAUACCAAGAACUGCCUCCAGUGUCUCUUGUGCCACCGCUAUCACGCUUUGCGCAAUUGCCCCGCGUUCCGAGUAAUGCGCCCCCUUCAGCGCAUCGUGGUAGCUAAUGCACAAGGCUACUGCGGUAAUUGUCUAGCGCUUACCCACGUCACUGAAGAAUGUGACUCGCUCGAGAGCUGCAGGCGAUGCAACAAAGCGCAUCACACAAUGCUGCAUCCGUCCGAGCCGCAAACUAGCGGGCUAAUCCCUAAACCAACGACCAAGCCAAAGAAGCAACUACAUCAUCGCGCCACACAGCAGCGCGCAAUAGAGCAGCGCACCACCCAGCAGCGCACCUCACAACAGCGCCCCACACAGCAGCGCGUCAUCAAGCAGCGCGCCAUCCAGCAGCGUGCCAUCCAGCAGCGUGCCACCCAGCAGCGCGCACCACAACGAUGCGCAACACAGCAACGCUCCACAUCGUCACGCGCCUCACCACCGCGCGCCACCCAACAACGCGCCACCCAACAGCGCGCCAUAAGAAAAAGCAGCAAUGAGAGCCAAAGGUCGUGCUCAGUAGCCCAUACGUCCACCGGACUGGAGACGAAGGGAUUUAGGAACCGCACCGCGAAAGGCGCCAUCGGCGAGGCCAUCCGCGCCCUAAAAAAACUGCAGAACGCACUGUCAAACGCGUCCCUGCAGGGCGGGCAGGAUGUCUAAGCGCCCAACAUAAAACUAAAUUGUAAACGCCUUGCGCGCCAACUUCCGGUUUCCCGUUUUUCCGUGUCUCC